This is a messenger RNA of Triticum dicoccoides, 912 nucleotides long. RefSeq lists its product as uncharacterized. The coding region runs from base 1 to 912 and encodes 303 amino acids. Lineage: Eukaryota; Viridiplantae; Streptophyta; Magnoliopsida; Poales; Poaceae. The transcript has 3 exons. Gene Ontology annotation, biological process: regulation of DNA-templated transcription. The record is from RefSeq and is a predicted model, not a curated record. Gene Ontology annotation, molecular function: DNA binding; DNA-binding transcription factor activity.
AUGCCGCUAUGUCGCCGGGAAACUUGGGGAUACCGCGGCGUCCACGCGCGCCCCUCCGGCGGCUUCUUCGCCGAGAUCCGGUUCUGCAGGAUGCACCUCGGCCUCGGCAAUUUCGACACCGCCAACGAGGCCACCCGCGCGUACCACACGGUGGCGUGGCGCCUCCCGUGGCCUCAUAGAACAUUGAACUUCCCCAACGUGUCGACGCAGGAGUGGGCGCAGGAGCUCACGCCUCUGCCGCGGCUUAGCACCAACGAGGAUCGUCACGACAACCAGAGGUGGGAGCGCCGUCUCGGCAUUGCUGAGAUGGAUGAGGAAGCCAUGGCGUUGUGGCGCCAACACUUCCCGCAGGACAUCAUCAACGAGCGCGAGUUUUACGCACAAAGGAGGGCGGAGAGGGAUAAGAGGAGGGCGGAGCGAGCCGCCUAUCGCGAAGACAAGCGUAGGCGAAAAGCAGACGCUCAAUUCAACAUGAGGCUAGGAGCAGCGUCGCCCUGGGAAUCCGACGAUGAUUUAGACAACCAUCAGGACGCCGUGCCGAGCCCACGGGGGCUCAUCAGCGAGGGGCAUCCGUUUGCAUUGUGUCCUGGCAGAAAAAACAUCCGCCGGACUACAUCUGGAUCCCGUGCCGAUCAUGCCUCAAGUAGUCGGAUUCCUGAAUCGGAUUCACGGGUGGAGGCUGAUGUGGGGGCAGUGCCGACUUCCCCUCCCACAGAGGAUGCUGACAUGCUUUCCGCUUCAAACUUCGAAGUGAGGAGCGCCAUGAAUCAUCGGCGCAGACGGGCCGUACUCCGCAAUGGUAUUUUCUCCGAGGAGGCUUUUGAUGCCUUCAACUCCGGAGACGCAUAUAUUCGCGCUGCUCAAGAUGGACUUGCCAGAGCUACAUAUCAGUAUGCAAAGGAUAUACGGUAA